This is a messenger RNA of Pelmatolapia mariae (spotted tilapia), 1749 nucleotides long. RefSeq names its product linkage group 6 C19orf67 homolog (gene lg6h19orf67). Bases 1 to 1221 code for a protein of 406 amino acids. Lineage: Eukaryota; Metazoa; Chordata; Actinopteri; Cichliformes; Cichlidae. The transcript has 7 exons. The record is from RefSeq and is a predicted model, not a curated record.
AUGUCGGUCACUGAAGUCUCAGCAUCAGGGCAACACCUGGAUCUGGAUCUACAGGAUUCAAACGGCAAGGACCGUCUGCAAAUCGGCACAUAUGCAGGUGUUUCAGAGGAGGAGAAGCAACUAUCGUUUUUAGCUGACGUUGCUGUGGCGCCAUCCUGUGGGAAAUAUGGGUGCUGCAGCUGCCCAGACUUGAGCCAGGUUGAGCAAAGCAUCUGGCUGCAGCUCCAGUUCUUCUUGAGCAAAACAGAUUGCGUACUUGACUGCCUCAUCCAGGGGCAGAAGUGUGUAAGCAGGGACACCGUAGUUACUGCUGUGCAAAAUUUCCUGUACACCUGUCAGCCUUUCUUUAACCACCUGGAACACCUAACCAGAAGCAUCGUGUCCCAAAGCAACCCUCUGCCAGCUGAGAGUUGCACAAAGUUAAAUUAUGUAUUUGACAGAAAGCUUAUUGCACUUCAUAUAAGAAAUGGAUCCUAUGUUGUUGUGGUCAGUCGCUUCAGAACAGUUUGUGCAUCAGCUGUUGGAACAAACUGCCCGAGCGGGAGGUGUAUCGCUGCCGCGUGUGUCUACAACUUGAAAAUUUCGUGGUUUAACAUUUACUCUAAACUGUGUGUGUGUGUGUGUGUGUGUGUGUGUGUGUGUGUGUGUGUGCAGCUGUUGGACUUCUCUCAGCAGCUGUGUGACAAGUUGGAGCAGAUGCUGCUGAGGUGUUCCAGCUACAAUCUUCUCAGUUUGGAUGAGAAGGAGCCCCAAAGCGUGUCUCAGUUCUGCAUCGGCCAGAGUCAGCUCGGCCACCUGAGGCUGACCGUUUUCCGUUACUGUGUACCCACGCCGUACCUCUCCCAGGUCAACACGGGGCUGUACAAACGCAUGCGCUGGAACGUGGAGAAACUCCACAACGAUGAAGAGAAAGAGGCAGAAACUGAUUAUUUCAUGUGUCAUUCCUGGGUUUCAAGCUACUUCCUGUGCUAUGAGGAUUUCAGGCCACACAGAGAGGCUGAUGAUAGCUGCGGUCAUGAUGAUCUGAAGGGGAUCUGGUCCAUUGGUCACUGGGUGCAGGUGGACCCUGAUCCCAAUUCAGAUGAUAUAAAUAACUGGAUCUUGUGUGAGGUCCCUCUGGCUAACUACCACAGACUCUUGUUUCUGGGCGAGGAUGAGCCGUCUAGCUGCAAGGCUACAGACUCCAUGAUGAAGCUGCUUUUGACUCUGGAGACAGAUUAGCAACGAGCAUCGUUUUGGUGCGUUAUACAAGACCUAAGAAACUGUUCAAGGUUUAAAACAUGUUGAAAGCAUUGAUCACUUCUAAUGCAGCGUGUUGCCGAUUCAUCUGCAUCCAGCUGAUGCGAGACGUUUGAACAUCUAGUUUCAGUUUGGACGUCAGAGCAAGAAUUAAGUAUUUGUGUGUUUCCGUGUUGUUUGUGAUACGUGACCACUUCACUGGUUGGUCACAGCGACUGCAUUCAGGCAUGCUACUUUUACGUUCACCGCUUCAUUCAGACACUCCUGCAGCAGUAAUUGAGAGCCGUGUCCUGCCCCACCCAGACGGGCUGAGAGUGGACAUGCUUUAACGUUACUGCAAACAAUAAAGAGGCUGUUCUCUGCUCAUCUGAUUAACCCAUAUUGACAUCUAGAGUCUUGUACUACUGUGACUCGGCCUAAACAAAUCCUACUACAUUUACUGCAGUCAUAUUAGCAUCACAGCUGUUGAUGGCAAUUGACCAGGAGGCAUCUUUAGACCUGAAGCUGAGA